AGAUCGGCACUAGCCAAGCAACAUCUACUGCACCACAGAAGAAACACGCUUGCCGAGAUGGACUCGUUCAAGCAGAAGGCGAAGAACGUGUUCACCACACGCGAAGGCGCGCUGGAAGCCGCCGCAGCCGCGGCGCUGGUCGCCGGCGCUGCCGUGGGCAUCUACUUCCUCUGGCCUGCUGGGGCGGUGGCCGCCGGCGCCACGAUGAAGGCGCCAGGCGCGGCCGGCUUCUUCAUCUCCCGCGCGGCAUUCGUGGCGAAUCCGCAGCUGUAUUUUCAGAUACUGCGCACUGCCGGCGCCGCGGCGGCGGCCGCUGCCUUCGCUCUGUAAGGGAGCGCAGAGCAUCCAUGCAUGCAUGCGCGCGCAUCUGCCGCUUGCCGCCCCGGUCGAUCUAGUUAAGUUAGAGUUAUCGCGUGAAAAUGUCGCGUGUGUUGGGUUGUCUCUGUCGAUCUGCCUCUCGUUGCUUCUGUCGAUCUACUGAAGUUGUUGUCUCCGUGCAUGCAGGCGCGUGUGCCGUUCUUUGUUUGUGUCAAUUUAAGUAAGGUGGUUGUUUUUAUUUCCUAAUGAGGUUGCUGUUCAGUUAUCUUAAUGUGCUCUAUGAU
Triticum urartu is the source of this 602-nucleotide messenger RNA. Its product is annotated as protein EGG APPARATUS-1-like. Lineage: Eukaryota; Viridiplantae; Streptophyta; Magnoliopsida; Poales; Poaceae. The record is from RefSeq and is a predicted model, not a curated record.